This is a messenger RNA of Heterobilharzia americana, 655 nucleotides long. The record is from the annotation of a GenBank genome assembly. NCBI's taxonomy places the organism in Eukaryota, Metazoa, Platyhelminthes, Trematoda, Strigeidida, Schistosomatidae.
GUAAACAAAAGGUUAGGUCAGAAACACUUAUGUUGUUGUUUGUUUAAAAAAGGAAGGAAGUCACAAUCAUAUAAUGCUACGCUACGCACCUACAAAUAAUGAUCGAAAGAAGAGGGAGGAAUUCUACAGACAACUGCAGUCAGUAAUGGACAAGACCCCAACCCAGUUGGAGUCAUCAAAAUUCUAAUGCGUGGGGUGACAUUAAUGCCAAACUGGGAGCAGACGACACAGGAAGAGAACUGAUCAUGGGUCGAGAAGCACUCGGUGAAAUGAACGAGAAUGGAGAACUGUUUGCAAACUUCUGCGCAUUUAACGAUUUGGUGAUUUUAGUGAGGCAGUCUGUACAAACGCAAGGAUAUCCACAAAGCGACAUGGAUUUCAUUUCACCAGAUGGACACACUGCACUACAAAUCAGAUCGACUUCAUCUCAAUUUGAAGAAAGUGGAGACGCAGCCUACUGGACACAAGGUCGGAUGAAGCAGGGGAGCAGAUGUGUAGGUUCACACCACUCACUAUCUAGUGCAAACAACCUACCCUCAAAAUCAAGUUGAAAGCCUUCAAAGAAGCUGGUGAUAGGUCACAGUUCAAGUUCAACGCCCAGAAACUGAAGGACGAAACUUCAAAGGAUAUAUUCAUGGCAGACAUCAGGAAAAAA